Etheostoma cragini (Arkansas darter) is the source of this 812-nucleotide messenger RNA. Its product is annotated as gamma-crystallin S-like. Gene Ontology annotation, biological process: visual perception; lens development in camera-type eye. Gene Ontology annotation, molecular function: structural constituent of eye lens. The coding region runs from base 180 to 704 and encodes 174 amino acids. The transcript is spliced from 3 exons. The record is from RefSeq and is a predicted model, not a curated record. Lineage: Eukaryota; Metazoa; Chordata; Actinopteri; Perciformes; Percidae.
AGCAAUGGAAACACUGACACAAAUUUUGGAUCUCAUUCUCAUGACAAAGCAGUUGUCUCGAUUACAGAGGGCUCUGCAGGUAUAAAAGACAACAAGGUUCACAUGUGAGCGCACACACUCACUCACACACACACACACACACACACAUACUUGCACACACGGUGGCGGCAAGUCGCAGGAUGGGCAGGAUCAUAUUCUACGAGGACAAGAACUACCAGGGUCGCAGGUAUGAGUGCGACAGCGACUGCACCGACUUCCACUCCUACCUGAGUCGCUGUAAUUCGGUUCGAGUGGAGAGUGGGACCUGGGUGAUCUACGAAAGGCCGAACUACAUGGGCUACCAGUACGUCCUUAGCAGAGGCGAGUACCCCGACUACAAGAGCUGGAUCGGCCUCAACGAUAGAGUCUGCUCCUGCAAGAUGCUUCACAUCGCCAGUGGAGAUCCUUACAAGAUCCAGCUCUAUGUCAAAGGGGACUUCGCCGGUCGGGUGUUUGAGGCGACUGAGGACUGCCCCUCCGUGCUGGAGAACCUCCACUGGAGGGAGGUUCACUCCUGCAGGGUCCUGGGAGGCUGGUGGGUCUUCUACGAGCACCCUAACUACAAGGGCCGGCAGUACGUGCUGGAGAAAGGCGAGUACCGCAAGCCGGUGGACUGGGGCGCUUUCUGUCCCACUGUACAGUCUUUCAGACGGCUAACUGAGUAGCUAAUGUCCUUUUUUUUUUUCCGCCUUGCUGAUUGGCUCACGGUUGUCACCUGAGACACCAAAACGCACACAGCAGCCAUGGCUUCAAUUAAACUAAAUGAUGAGAAA